UGCAUCAAAUCUUCUCUUCUUCUUCUUCUUCUAAAUCCAUCUCUCUCUCUCUCUCAUUAAUAAAUUGAUUUUCUUAGUUUUCGUUCCAAGAAACCGAUUAAUAUUCAAGUUUCCAGAAUCAUUCAUCAACAGCGAUGACUGUGGAGAAGGGUACAUGGAUAUCUAUGAUUUCCAGUUGUUUCAAGCCACAUGAGAAAGAGAAACGAGCAUCGUCUAAACCCAAAAAGGAGGUUACUAAACAAGCUUCAUUUCAGAGACUUUCGCUGUCUGAUUUGAGCAAUCCAAGUUCACUCUCCGAGGAUCUAUCAAUUUCUCUUGCUGGCUCAAACCUUCACGUUUUUACGCUUGCUGAGCUCAAGGUCAUCACGCAGGGCUUCUCUUCAAGCAACUUUAUCGGUGAAGGAGGAUUUGGACCAGUGCACAAGGGUUUCAUUGAUGACAAGCUCAGACCUGGCUUGAAGGCUCAGCCUGUGGCCGUCAAGCUUUUGGACUUGGAUGGUUUACAAGGUCAUAGGGAGUGGUUGACGGAAGUGAUCUUUCUUGGGCAGCUGAGGCAUCCGCAUCUGGUUAAGUUGAUUGGCUAUUGUUGUGAAGAAGAACACAGGCUUCUGGUUUAUGAAUAUAUGCCACGAGGCAGCUUAGAGAAUCAGCUGUUUAGAAGAUAUUCUGCAUCGCUACCUUGGUCGACGAGAAUGAAAAUUGCCCUUGGAGCUGCAAAGGGUCUCGCCUUCCUCCAUGAAUCACAGAAACCUGUGAUAUAUAGAGAUUUCAAAGCCUCGAACAUCUUGUUAGACUCGGAUUAUACGCCUAAACUUUCAGAUUUUGGGCUAGCAAAGGAUGGUCCUGAAGGAUCUGAGACUCAUGUUUCCACCCGAGUCAUGGGAACUCAAGGCUACGCUGCUCCUGAAUAUAUCAUGACAGGUCAUUUGACGUCAAUGAGCGAUGUAUAUAGCUUUGGAGUAGUACUCCUGGAGCUUCUUACAGGGAGAAGGUCUGUGGACAAGAGCCGUCCACAAAGAGAACAAAAGCUGGUAGAAUGGGCGAGACCCAUUUUGAAUGAUCCUCGAAAACUUGGGAGGAUAAUGGACCCAAGACUCGAAGGUCAGUACUCGGAAACAGGGGCUCGAAAAGCAGCUGCACUGGCUUAUCAAUGCAUGAGCCACAGACCAAAACAAAGACCAACCAUGAGCACUGUUGUGAAGAUCCUAGAACCUCUAAAAGAUUUCGAAGAUAUUCCCAUUGGACCCUUUGUGUACACAGUUCCAACGGAAACUGAAAAACCUAAAGAAGAUGAACCCAAGAAAGAUGUGAAGAAGGACGACGGACAUCACCGCCGCAAGCAUCCACUCCACCAUGGCCACCGGAGGCAUCACCACAGAUCAACUAGGUCACCAACCAUUCAUUCAGAAACUGCUCUAAGCCAAAAUCAAAGAAAUGUGUUGAACAGUCCCCUGCAUCCAAAAGCCAAGGGAGCAUAGAGAUCAGCAUAAACUGUAAUUAAAUUAAUCACACACCGUAAAUACACAAUUUUUUUUUUGUUUCCUUGUGAUUAUCCUUGAAUUAGCAUACUGUGACGGCAAAAGCACAAACACCGGUCGUUUUACUUGGAUUUGUUCUUUGUUUUUUAAAUAUUUUGACUGUAUCUCUGCUGAGGUGAGCAAUUAGGUAGAGAGGAGUUGCAACUUGUUCUUGUGACUUGUUCAAGAAUUUACAGGUUAUACAAAAAUGAUUACAUUAAUGUAAUUAAGAACAGAUUUUUCAACCAA
Molecule: messenger RNA, 1766 nt
Organism: Manihot esculenta (cassava)
Lineage: Eukaryota; Viridiplantae; Streptophyta; Magnoliopsida; Malpighiales; Euphorbiaceae
Product: serine/threonine-protein kinase RIPK
Exons: 5
Coding region: 135-1478 (447 amino acids)
Biological process (GO): protein phosphorylation
Molecular function (GO): protein kinase activity; ATP binding
Source: RefSeq, a predicted model, not a curated record